AUGAACGGUGGCGAUGAGGUCGUCGCAGCUCCCGGAGGCCCUCCACAGCCUCUGGAGUGGAAAUUCUCUCAGGUCUUCGGCGAGCGGACGGCCGGUGAAGAAGUUCAGGAAGUUGAUAUUAUUUCUGCUAUUGAAUUUGAUAAAACUGGUGACCAUCUUGCUACUGGUGACCGUGGGGGCCGGGUGGUUCUAUUUGAAAGGACAGAUACAAAAGAUAAUGGUGGCACCAGAAGGGACUUGGAGAGGAUGGAUUAUCCAAUUAGUAGGCAUCCUGAGUUCCGUUAUAAAACAGAGUUUCAGAGCCAUGAACCUGAGUUCGACUACCUGAAGAGUUUGGAAAUAGAGGAGAAAAUCAACAAAAUCAGAUGGUGCCAAACUGCCAAUGGUGCCCUGUUUCUCCUAUCUACUAACGAUAAAACAAUUAAGUUUUGGAAGGUCCAAGAAAAGAAGGUCAAGAAAAUUUCUGAAAUGAAUGUGGAUCCUUCAAAAGCUGUAGGGAAUGGCAAUCUUGCUAGUUCAAGUAAUUUGGGUAGCUCUAAAACGCAUCUUGCAAAUGGAGGAUGCUCAGACAGAUCAUUCAGUUGUCUGAGCAAUGACAUUUCAUUUCCACCAGGGGGCAUUCCUUCGUUACGAUUGCCACAGGUAGUAACUAGCCACGAGACUAGCCUAGUUGCUAGAUGUCGAAGAGUAUAUGCUCAUGCUCAUGAUUAUCAUAUCAAUUCAAUUUCAAACAACAGUGAUGGCGAAACUUUUAUAUCGGCUGAUGAUCUGCGAAUAAAUCUUUGGAACUUGGAAAUUAGCAAUCAAAGUUUCAAUAUUGUAGAUGUGAAGCCUGCAAACAUGGAAGAUUUAACCGAGGUGAUAACAUCAGCAGAAUUCCACCCUACCCAUUGCAAUACGUUAGCCUAUAGCAGUUCCAAAGGCUCGAUUCGACUCAUUGAUUUGCGGCAGUCUGCUUUGUGUGAUUCUCAUGCUAAAUUGUUUGAGGAACAGGAAGCGCCUGGUGCUAGAUCAUUCUUCACAGAGAUUAUUGCUUCAAUCUCAGAUAUUAAGUUUGGAAAGGAUGGAAGAUAUAUACUUAGCCGUGAUUACAUGACACUUAAGUUAUGGGACAUCAAUAUGGAUUCAGGUCCCGUCACAACCUUCCAGGUUCAUGAAUAUUUAAGACCUAAGCUGUGUGAUUUAUAUGAAAAUGAUUCUAUCUUCGAUAAAUUCGAGUGUUGUCUGAGUGGUGAUGGCUUGCGGGUAGCAACUGGUUCUUACAGCAAUCUAUUCCGUGUAUUUGGUUGUGGAACUGGUAGUACUGAGGCAACAACUUUGGAGGCCAGCAAAAAUCCAAUGAGGCGACAAGUUCCGACUCCUUCUAGGCCUUCCAGGUCCCUGAGCAGUAGUAUAACACGAGUUGUCAGACGAGGAGCAGAAAACCCUGGGGUUGAUGCAAAUGGAAAUUGUUUUGAUUUCACGACAAAGUUGCUGCACUUAGCAUGGCAUCCAACUGAAAACUCAAUAGCCUGUGCUGCUGCUAACAGCUUGUACAUUCAAUUGGAGGCCACAACAAUUCUCUCACAUUUCAAGGUGCCCCUUGAACCCGUUGCACAUGGUUUUAUUCUCACGGUCCAGAAGUGGCUGCCACAGAAUCCACAAGGAAGCAACCUGAUUUUGUUCCGGGAUGUUCUCUCUUUUGGAAGAGGUUUAUCUUCACUUUUUAUCAUGAGUCUUGAGUCUUUCACUCUUCACUGUCAACUGUCCGGAGAUCUGGUGUGGCUAAACUCAGCACUAGGAGAGGUGAGUUUGGCUGGUCAUUCGCUGACUGAAUUCAUACUUACCAGUCGCGUGCGAAGUGAUCAGCAACAGCAACUCCCUCUGGUGUUUAGGGCUUCUGUUUCACUCCAAAUCCCAAAGAAAUUUCGAGGUUCGUUUAGGGAGUCCAUGGCUUCAAAGGUAUCUUCGUUGCAAAAGGUGGUUCAGGCAUCGAACUUUCUAGUCAAGAAUGGAAAUAUCUAUUACAAGCAGUUGGUAGAGCAGAACAAGCACCAUAUCCAGGAGCCACCCACCAUUGAGAAAUGUCAAACUUUAGCAAAACAACUGUUCUAUACUCGUCUUGCCAGCAUUCCGGGUCGUUAUGAAGCAUUCUGGAAGGAAGUUGACUCUCUCAAGAAUGCACUAAUAAACAGGCAGGAACUGAAUGUGGAGAAUGCUGGUCUUGCUGCUCUGUUUGGACUUGAGUGCUAUGCCUGGUUCUGCGGUGGUGAGAUUAUAGGGAGGGGUUUCACAUUUACAGGCUACUAUGUUUGA
Molecule: messenger RNA, 2295 nt
Organism: Prunus armeniaca (apricot)
Lineage: Eukaryota; Viridiplantae; Streptophyta; Magnoliopsida; Rosales; Rosaceae
Source: the annotation of a GenBank genome assembly